Molecule: messenger RNA, 8333 nt
Organism: Taeniopygia guttata (zebra finch)
Lineage: Eukaryota; Metazoa; Chordata; Aves; Passeriformes; Estrildidae
Gene: TOPAZ1
Product: testis and ovary specific TOPAZ 1
Biological process (GO): spermatocyte division
Molecular function (GO): protein binding
Source: RefSeq, a predicted model, not a curated record
CUGCGCAGCGCAAAGCGAGGCACGCCCGCCUGGCCGGGGGCUGCCGACAGCGGGGCACGGCCGCCCGGCGGAGCCGCGCUCGCCGCCCCCAGCGCCGGGGUUGAACCGCGCAGGCGGCACCGCUGAUCCGGCGAGAGGGCGAGCGCAGCCAGGCGGGUGUUGCUGCCGCCUCGCCGCGCCGCGGAGCCGCCCUCACGCCGCCGCACCACCAUUGCCCGCCGGCGCGGCGCAGCUCGGCUCUCGGGGCGGGCAGGCGGCGCUCGGACGAGGCGUCAGGGGACGGAUCGGUAGUCGAGGGCAGAUAGUGAAGGGGGAGAGAGAGGGUGGGAAAGCGGCGCGGGAGGCUGCAAGCAGCGGCCUUCUUGAGUCUGGAGAGGUGGGGGGCCGCUUCCUUCACCGCCCCGGUCUGUUAGAGGUUGCUCCGGGUGUGUGUGUUUGGGGGUGGGGGUGGGGGCAGUGAGGGUGUCAGGAAGGGCUUGUCGGUGGCCGUGGUUUUUGUCUGGGCCGCCUGGGCUUCCUUUCUGUCGAUCUGGGCUCCCCCGACUGUCCCCGGAGGCGGCAGCCGUGGGAGGUUGUCUCCCUCUCCCAGGUCGGGCCUGCACCCAUCGUGGGUGCCGGGCUGGAGAAAGGUGCGCUGGUGAGUGGGGUUUGUGGGUUCUGCUGCUGUCUCUGCGCCGCCGAGAUGCCGCAGCUGAGGUCAGGCAGAGUGGUGAGGGGCAGCGAGGUAAAGCCAUUUGACCCGGAGGUCAGCAGCCCCGGCUUUUCCCGGGCAGGGUGUGAGUUAGAGGGGAAACUGGUAGGCGAGCAGAGUCGUCACCGGGCACCAAAGAGAAAGCCUGAGCAGCCCUUACCUUCCUUUGCACAAUCUGCCAGGGUUUCUCAGGCUUUUUUUGCUCUUCCUGUGCCCAUUCAGAAGGAGCAAGGUGACAAAAGACAGAAAUUCCCAGGUAAAAAAACCAAGGGAAUCCAGCACAGGAAGUUUCCCAGAAGAAGCAAGGCUGUACCUUCACUAGUUUCAGAGACAGCUGAGUGUGAAGAUUGGCAAGCAGCAGCCACGGCUGCACCAGUGUGCUGGGAAGAGACUCUGAGAGGGACAGGUCAAAGUCAACAGCUGUUUUUCUCAGGAGCUCCUUUGCAGAAAAAAUUCUCAGCAGAGAUUGAAAGGAAUGAACAUUGCUCAGAAGACCUGAACUUUUCUGGCUUCCACAAGGGUACAGGGAGCUCAGAAACAGAAGGCAAACAUUCCUGUAUAAAAAUAAAAUUAAAAGUCCCAUCCUUGAAGAGGGAAAUUGAGAGCACAGAGAGACAUGGAAUAUCCUGUUUUCCAGAACCGGAAGUUCUUCAACCCAAAAAGAUCACAUGGAGUAAUGAAAUGCAAUGUACUGACUGCACAAUGACACAGAAUAUGCAAAUUCCAGAUUUUAGGAAGAAUUUGAGUGCUCAGGAAGCUGUGCCUGAACCAAAACCACAGGAAGAGGCUGAUACACUAGAGAAGUUGAAUGCGUAUCCGUUAGUUGGAUCAAGAACACUAGGGACACAGGAAGAAGAAAAUAAAUGCUUGGGCAAGAAAGAUAGGAGAUCAGUGGGGAAACCAAAAGUACAUGAUCCCAUGCAGAGUUCUGCCUUGCUAAAACAGCAUACACAGUGUCCAGAGUCCAGGAAAGGAGCGCUGAAUAUGAGGAACAGAAAUGCCUUGCUGCCACAGCAGCUGCAGGAUCUGAGCGGACAAAAAAAAACAACAACCAGAAGAAAGACUCGGAAGCGUUGCAUGAAAGAAGAGCAGCAGAGCUCAAGCCCUCAGAAACGGCCAGACAGCCCAGGGGAAAGUGCAGAGGAACCGCUGAAAGCAACUGAGCAAGACUCUGGUACUUCACAGGCUGUAAAGAAGGUUAAGACAAAGCAAAACAGCGUAGAAGAUUCUAAGGAAAAGGAAUCUCACUAUUCUAGAUCUUCUACAGUUUCUACUUCAGGUGACACUGAAAGCAAGAGCUUUUUGUGCCAUGCUGUAACAAAAGAGCCAGGUGUGCAGUGUAGAAAAAGGCAACACAGAUCUGGUCAAAUCAAGCACUUGCGAAGUUUAAGUGUGACUGCAGCUGAAGAAGUGAUGAAUACAUCUGCAAAAUGUGAUGCUAAACAUGUCCUACACCAUUGUAGUGGCUUGCUCUGUGCAACUGAAAAAAAUCCAGUUGUGGUAUUAGAGCACUGUAGUUACAUCAAUACAUUAGUGAAGCCUUCAGCUAGUGGAACUACCAACACUUAUAAGUUAAAUGGAUUGUUCUGUGUAGCCCAUGGUACUGGAGACCUGAAUGAUAGAAUUUGCAUCACUAAUAGAAAGCAAAAUAAGAGAUCACUCAUAAAAGAUGGUUUAUCACCUAAUAAAGAAAAGAAUGAAAAUGAAGAAGACUGUGUUUCAUGCUGCCUGAGUGAAAACAGUAAGUGUUUAAGGGGAAAAAAGUGGAAUAUUGGUAGAAAGCCUAGAAAAAAGAUGAAAAUCACAAAGAAAUCUGCAGACAUGGCUAGUAAAUGCAAGUGUGAGUUACAAACAGAAGCAGUAGUUGCCAUGUCAAGCUCAUGUUCAGUUUCAGGACUAAAUCAUACAAAUACAGAAAAAAAUACUCAGGAGGUACAAACUGUAUCAGCUUGGAGAAAGAACAGUACCCCAUUACUUGCAUUUGAAACGGGCUUUAAGAAGACAUCUGAGCUCUCUGCAGUAGUAAAAGUAGAAAAUUCAAGCAGUGUGGCACAUUAUGCCUCAGAUAGCCUUCGAGUGUUAGCUCAGAUCCAUGAUGUUCCUGAUCAUCACAAAAGCAAGACAGGAAGAAAUUUGAACAAAGUUACUAAGAAAUUGCAGCAGUUUACCUGUCAAAGAACAAUACCCAUGACUGGUAAAAAAGUUUGGCCUGUUGAAUCUUGUGCCAGGACUUCUGAAUGGUUUCUUAAAAAACAUAGGUCAAUCUCAGAAGGAAAAAGACUUUUAAAGGCUGCUUUUGAGGAUUCCUCUGGUAAAAUCAGUGUUAAAGCUGUGGAACAUAGUGCAGUGACUGGGAAUGUGAGACAGCUGGAUUUCCAUACAUCGUUGGCAGAAAUUACAAAAGAAAUUACACAUAAAAAGAUUGAUCUAAAUAUUGACUGUCAGGCUUCACUUGAAACAAUGGAAUCCUCUUCUGCAGAUAUUUAUGAGACUUUGACAGUGAACAAUGAAAAUGGGGAAUCACCAGUUAAUACAGAUAAAAAUGCCAUGGUUUUAAACCAUGAUGAUGUGCAAGAAGUUAAAGCAACCUUGACUUUUACAGCAAAACCAGAAGAUGAAGGAGAUGUAACAGAAAGAAACCUGUCUGUGACAGUCCAGAAAGACACAAUGAAACUAAAGGAUAAAAAUGAAGGAGAUGUGACAGACAGAAACCUGCCUGCAACAGUCCAGAAUGGUACAAUAAAACAAGAAGAUAAAGAUGAAGGAGUUGUGACAAACAGAAACCUGUCUGUGACAGUCCAGAAAAACACAACGAAACAAAAGGAUAAAAAUGACGGAGAUGUGACAAACAGAAACCUGCCUGCAACAGUACAGAAUGGUAUAACAAAACAAAACGAUAAUGAUGAAGGAGAUGUGACAAAUAGAAACUUGUCUGUGACACUCCAGAGUGGUACUUCUUCAAGUAACUCAAACAGUAUAAACUUCAGCCCUAAGGUAUCAGUAGUGAACCAGAUAUUUUCUGAUUUAAACCUAAUUAAACCAUUAGCCUCUGGAAACCUGACAAAAUUCAAAAUUCCUUUAUGCAAAAACAAACCUAAAUCCAAGAAACGGGAAUCUGUCCAUUCAUUUGAAAGAAAAAUUUGUAGUCCAUUAGAGCUUCUUGAAAGCACUAGCCCAGGAAGGCAGAAGACAGGUGAAGAGACUUUCUUGGUAAAAUCUGAGCAGCGUCCUCUUUCUGUCAUGAGUGAUGCUACAUCUCCAGCUUCCAUACAGAAAAAAGCAGAUGAGAUUGAUAGUAAGGACUUCCAGCACAAUGGCUCUGUAAACCUCUCUGAUGAGAUGUCUGUGUUUCCUGAAAAUUUUUCUGCAUAUCCACAUCCUCCUCUUGAUGGACAGCCAGAGCCAUCUCUGCCUGAUUUCUAUGGUACUGAAUGUGUGCUGAAAUCUAGUUUUCCUGAUCAUUCUUGGAAUGCAGUCGACCACCUUACUGGAUUAGAAAUAAAUGGUGAUAGAAAAUCAAGAGGGGAUUUUUCGCAACACGAAAGUCAAAAUUUACCAGAUAUUCUUGAAGCUUACAAUCAAGAUGUUCUUGUCAUAGAUGUGAUUCAGGAUGACCCUGACCUUUUUGGAGCCAGUAAUCAAGAGGAGCUUGCACCUGCACGCUGUGAAAAUUGGGCAGUGAAAGCAUCCUCUGCAAACUGCAUUGAAGACACAGAGGCGUAUAGUAAGCCUGAGUCUCCCAUUACCUCAGAAAAGACAUAUUCAGUAGAGAGUAGUUUUAGAUGCAUGCAAGAAUCUGCAAAGUCAAGUGAUACUGAAAAUUCCUGUAAUUUAGUGUUAAAAGCUGAAGAUGUGAAGACCCACAACUCCUCCAGAAGAAGCAGUCCUUCAGGAGAUGUUAGUGAGGACUUUCUUAAAGACAGACAACAGAGCAAACUAGAUGAACUUUUGACUUUAAGUUUGGACGUGGAUGAAAAGUUCAAGCUUGCAGAUGGAGUGCCUGAUGUUGAAGAAGAAAAUAAGACUGAAGCUGGAAAAAGUGACUGUAAAUACAAAGUGAACUGUGAAUUGCUAUCAGGAUUGCCAUUGCCAUUAAAUGACCGAAAAGUAAAUCUCUUCAGUGGAACUACAGAGAUGAAAUCCUGGACAAAUGGUAACAAAUCUUCAAGAAGUACUUCACUGCCAUCAAAGAAUUGUGGAGAUUUUGAGCCAUGGAAGAUGGAGAAAAAUGCAAGUGCUUCUCAGUCAGUCCAGCAGAUCCUUGAUGCACUUAACUUGCCCCGUAAAUACUGCAGAUAUUACUUCAUGACUUCACGUGGGUGUGAAAGAGCAAAAUGUUGGUUCUGUCAUGUUCCAGGACAAGGGGAUGAAAAGAUUUGCAUGGCAAUUCUUAGGACAUACAUUAGUAUCAAAGAAUCAGGCCUCCUAAAACGUGCAGUCCAGAUAUUUGUGCAGUAUUACAAAGAAGUUACUCCUGGUGUGGAUUUUGCUUCUGAAGUGCUGAAUGAUCUUCUUGUUUCAUUGCUCAACAACUGCUUGUUGCCGGAAGUAUUUCAGAUAUUGAAUGUAAUUGUACAAAUCAAGACACUGCCAGCUGUAGAUGUUCUUCUGAAAGUUUUUGAGCAUAUGGCUUCUUUGAAUAUAAGAAAUGCUGUGCCUACAUUAAUCAGUAUCUUCUGUCAGCUCAUUGAUGCUGGUAUGUUCCUUGAGUUAGAACAUUUGGACUACAUUAUUAAGUUACUUCACCAAUUACAAGUUUCCAGUAGGGAAAUGAGUACUGUUUUGAACAUAAAAUCCAGAUUUAAGGAAAGAUAUUUUGAAAAGACAUGGAUUUUUGACUACAACUUAGCAGUGGCUGAAAUUCAGCAUUGCAAGGAAAAAAGGGAUUGGACCAAGCUGGGAGCUUUGUAUCUUAAUGCAAGAACUGGAUGUGAACAUUUUGAGGAUCUUCAGAAAUUGUUUAUAUCUAUUGCUGAAAUUCUAACCAACGAUUCUGAGACAGACCAACCAGGAGUCCCUUUUUGUGAUUUUGCUGAUACAGUAAUGAAGAAUUCACAGCAUAAUAAAGCAGACGGACUUUUCAUUGGAAGGACUGGGAUAAGCGUAAUGUAUUCGUAUCACAAAGUACUGCAGUGGAUAAAGGGAAGGAAAGUUUUGGAUAAACUGCAUGAGCUACAGAUACAUUUUACCGUCUUGAAAGGACUUGUAGGUGCAGGGAGGUCAGCAUCCAGAUGUCAGAUUGUUAAUAAAGCCGCAGAAAUCUUUCUUUUUUCUGGAAAUUUGGAUGGAGCAACAAGGGUAUUGAGAGAUUCAGAGUGGAUCACUGAUGCACCAUUGUGGCCCUGUGAUAAAAUGGACAUCAUCAAUCGACAUAAUCUAUUAUGUGCAAUAGUGCACAAAUACUUGAAGAAGAGUUUGUACAGGCAGGCAUUUGAAGUUCUGCAGAACUUACCAGGUUUGCAGAAACAUUCUGUUACUAUAGAUGCUUCUCAACACAGCUCCCUGUUUAACAAGCUGAUAAAUGCCUGUUUUGAGAACAAGAACCUUGGGGUCUCAUCUUCUGCAGUAGACUUCAUGCUUUCCAAAAAAAUUGCUAUUGAUUUUAUUUUACUUAGAGGAUUAAUCACAGCUUUGGGAAGAAGUUCUUUAUGGUCCAAAGCUAGGACCUAUUACAAAAAUGCUUUAUCACUGGGUUGCUACCCAGAGCUGCAGGGAAAUUUAUAUCAGAAAUUCCUGAAGAUUCCCUCUUACCUGUCUGAAGUUGAGAUGCUGUUGGCCAUUGAAAUAUUUCUUGUUUCAAAAGCCAGUGAUAUUCAAAGUUCAAGGACUACUAGUCAGACUCUUCAAAUAAUACUGAAAAGAUCUGAAGAUACAGUUCAGAAUACCAGUGCCUAUCACGAGGCAGUGGAGAGGCUGUUCCAGGCGGCUCAUUUAUCUGAUCCAAAGCUUUUUCUUAAGCGUUUAACAAUGAAUGUUAAUAUGGAAGAAGUUUACCUCCUGGAGCACUCAUCUGCUCUAAAAUGGCUUCAGGAGAAUAUGAAAUGGGCUGAGAAGGUCUGGCUGUUUCAGUAGUUACUAAAUAGUUUCUACUGUGUUUGGACUGUGCCUUACUGAUUUUUACAGCAAGGUUUCAAACUCAAGUUGUGGUUUUAAAUACUAUAUUGGAGAUAAUGCAGAUAGUAGCACAGAAAGAGCAAUUUUUUUCUCUAUCACAUUGACUUAUAUAGAUGUUUGCACUGGCAUCACCAGAUAAUGAGGAAGCUGCAGCCUCAGAACCUACAUUCUCCAUUCUUACAAAGAAUUAGCACUUAGCUUGUUUCUCCCAGCAGGUAAUCAUAUAAGUGUAGUAUAAGCAUAGAUAAAAGUGUAGGUAAGUGCAUUGGUUGAGUGCAUCUACUGUUCUUGAGUGAGACAUUUUCCACAUUCAUUCAUAGUCUGUAGAAGUAAUAGCUAUUUCCUUUUGUCUGCCUCACAGUAACUUGUGAGGUCACUGUCCCAACUAUUUGCAGCUUAGAUCUUCAUUUCUUUGCUCCAAAAGCCCCAUAAAAAGCACUGAGAAUAACUUCAAAAUCACCUGAGACAUACCUGAUUUAGGAUACCUUUCUUCACAGAACUGAGAGCCUACACAUUGCUCAAACUGAAGGUUUAGUUGAUAAUUUAAUUAGAUAUUUAUUUGAUGUAGAUAAUAGCAUAUGUAUCGUUUCACAUUUGUAUAUAUGGAUACUUCCACUGAAAAGGAAAACUUGCAUUCUCCCUUGAUUGUGCGCUUAGAAAGAGGUGGGUUUGCCCAUCUUUUAGGUUCUGCCAGCUGCAUGAUGAGAUGGGUACUUCUAGCAAGCUUGUUUCACCAUUCCUGGUCCUUCAGGAUUUCUGCUUUUUUUUCCACCUGAAAAUCCUGAAUCACAUUCAAAGCAUGAGUUGCAUAAGUCACAUUCUACAGUCUGAGUAAGAAGAACCAAACAUUUAAUACCAGAAGACUCUCUCAUGGCAAAGCAAUACAGCCUCUGUCAAAGUUGAUACUUAGUGAGCUCACCAGUUUUGUUUAAUGUCAAACAGAAGUUCUUUCAGCUUAACUCAGUUUUGCAGAGCCAGCCACUCAGUAGACAAUAUCCAUAUUUUUGCUUUCUCCCAGUGUAAGUUAAGCUGAAAGAACUUAUAUUUGACAUUCAACAACGUAUUUGGUAUCAUUUUUCAUAUAGGGAGUGAAAUUUAUGUCUACCUGUGUACAGAGAGAGAUGGAAAAAUGUGCAAAUGAAAACUUCCCUGUGCUGUGCUCAGUAGCUUGGAGUAGACAACACUGUGCUACUUCAAUAUGUUGCUAUAUAUAUGAGAAAUUCCCUCUGUAAAAAUCUUUUCACUGAUUACACACUAUGCUCUUGGAAAGAUUAUUUUUGUUGGGUGUGGACAGUUUCUUGUAACUAAAACAGAAUAAUGUGGUUUGAAAGACUUAACACGAUUUUAUUUCAAAAUAUUGAUAAUUUUGUGAGUUUCAAAAUGCGGGACAGAGGUGGGAAGCUGGAAGUAGGAUCUUGAUAGUUUUAUGGUGUUUUAUAAAGAGCAAUGGGGGAGGAAGGGGAGCAUUUUGGAGGAGUUGUUAGGUUGUUAAUAAAUGUUUUUUAGUAUUUCUAUAAAGCAUUCAAAA